UUAUGAGAAUCUCUAUUACACCACCACCCUCCUAAAAAAAAAGUCAUUCACUAUGACAACAAGGAGCAUAUAAUUGCAUAUCUAUAUAAAAAAAAUACCUCCAUUAUUCUGCUCCAUCAACUGCUUAGUUCUUUGCAGCAAUCAAAAGAUUAGUACGAUAUACAUAAAGUAGAACAAGUCUAGUUGCAGCGCAGCCAUCUCCCAAGCCCUUUAUCAACGCUCCACUUGGGAGUAAAGAAUAAAGCAGAACCAAUAGCAUUGAGUGAUGCUAGGGGCCAAAUCAUAAAAAGAAUUCGUUUUUCUUCACACAAAAUCACAACAAGAUCAUCCACCACACGCAAAUCUCAAAUCACUCUAAAUUUUUUAGUCAUUCAUCCGCAUAAAUUUCAAAGUGACCCUCCAGAUGAUCCAACAGCUUCAUGCAAAUUGCACCCUGUGAAUUGAGAACGGAUUCAGUAUGCGUAUCAUCUAAGGUAUAAAGAGCACGAUAAUUUGACGUCAUCGUCAGUUAACUUCAGUUCCAAAUUCAACGGUGGAAAUCAAAAGCUACGGUUGUGCUCGUUGCACUUAACCCAACACCUUCUUCCUCGGAAUAUUCCAUUGUCCUCCUCUGGACCUAAAAAAGUAGUGAUGGCUGAUUUGAUUUGAUGCGGGACGGUCAGAUGGGUCCCAUCUCCGACGCUCCCUCUUCCCAGUUCCCACCCAGGCGUGCCAAGCGCCACAUCAGCACAGUCUCCCCGAUUUGACCGGUCCACUCCAAGAUAUCAAACCCAUCCCGUUCCUCUUCCCCAUUUCUUCAGGCUCUCCAAUUGGUUCUCUCUCUCGGGAGAGGGAGGACGGCGACGACGACCUAAGGGAGAACAAUUAGCGCCGGAAUUAGGAUCAGGGUUAGGGUUUCGGUUUCAUCUUCUGGACUUCUCUUGCUCCGUCUUCUUCUCCCAAUUCCAAUUGGAGCGAUGGAGGCGGAGACCCACUCAGCGCCGCUUGAAUUUGAUGGGACGUCGACGGCCGAUGCGGUAUUCGCGCGAAGAUGCUGCUGCUUCUGGAUCCCCUGGUCCGGCGGGCGCUCUUCGUCGGGGCCGUCUUCCGUCGAGUGGUGGCAGCAGGUGCGGGUGUCGGAGAGGGGCGAUGAGCGAGGCGGGUGGUGGAGAAGGGGGCGGAGCGCCGUUAUGAAGGUUCGUGAGUGGUCGGAGCUCGUGGCCGGGCCCCGGUGGAAGACCUUCAUCCGGCGGUUCAAGCGUAACCCUCGGCAUGGUGGCGGCGUCGUGCGGAUGGGGUCGUCGAGGUUCCAGUACGACCCCUUGAGCUACACCCUCAACUUCGACGAGGGCCACGGCGGCAGCCCCGAGGGGGACUACACCGGCUUCCGCGACUUCUCCGCCCGCUUCGCCGUCCCGCCGGCUCCCGCCACGUCGUCCGCGAACCUUGCCGUCCGGGACGCCCCGCCGGUCUUCUCCACGGCCGGCGGUCGUUGAGGUCGGAGAUGGCGUGCGCCGGAGGGGUUUCUAGAAGCGACAGGAGGGGAGAGUUUUACGGCCGCACGUUGCUGGAUUUUUUUUAUUGUUUGUUUUGUUCUAUUUUGCUCCUUUAAUUUAUAUAUAUAUAUAUAUAUAUAUAUAGUAAAAAUGCAGUCGUUUUUUUUUCUUAGCUUUGGUUGCGUUUGCUGGUUGGAGAAAUUAUUAGUGGUACUUUGAAAAUUUGUUGUAAAAGUGUAAUAAGUGGGAAUUAUUCGUGGCUUUUGUUUUUCUCCCCUCUCUCCCUGUUUGUCAUGUUAUGCUGACUUCUUGAAAUUGGCAUCAAUUUACAGCUAAUGUAAUGAUUGGAUAUCACUGUCAUCCUUAAUGAAUACAAAAUCCUUAGAGGAGCCUGCUGGGACACCUCUAUUACAACU
Messenger RNA from Phoenix dactylifera (date palm), 1891 nucleotides. RefSeq lists its product as uncharacterized. The record is from RefSeq and is a predicted model, not a curated record. NCBI's taxonomy places the organism in Eukaryota, Viridiplantae, Streptophyta, Magnoliopsida, Arecales, Arecaceae.